AUGCCAAACUGGGAACGUGAAUUUGUCUCCUGCACUUCCGCCACCAGCGCACGCAAUGGCGCCGGUUUUAACCCUUGCCAGGGCCUCUACUUCAAGCCCAGUGGCAAACCGGCAAAAACAGCACUCAUUGCAACCCACUACAACGUUGACUUCAGCGAGCAUUACCUCGGCCCUUAUAUGGCAGAGCGUGGUUUUGGUUUUCUCGGCUGGAACACACGCUUUCGCGGCAAUGAAGCAUUUUUCCUGCUGGAACAUGCACUUAUCGACAUAGGCGCCGGUGUUAAAUGGCUGCGUGAAACCGCCGGCGUGGAAAACAUUGUCAUCCUUGGCAACUCCGGCGGAGGCUCCCUGAUGGGCGCUUAUCAAUCACAGGCACUCGGCGUCACCAUGUCUGCCACGCCGGGUCUCAAAAUACCGGAUGCGCUGCAUGACCUGAUACCUGCGGAGCUGUACAUAUCCCUGUGCGCCCACCUUGGACGCCCGGAAGUGCUCACCGAUUGGUUUGACCCGUCCAUCACAGAUGAGCGCGACCCAACCAGUAUUGACGAAAGCCUUAACAUGUUUAACCCGGACAACGGGCCACCCUACGCAGCUGAUUUCAUAGAGAAAUAUCGAGCCGCCCAGCGGGCACGCAAUCACCGCAUAACCGACUGGUGUUAUGCGGAACUGGAACGCCUGGCAGAACUGGGUAUGACUGAUCGGGCGUUCAACAUGUAUCGCACCUGGGCUGAUCUGCGGCUGAUGGAUGGCACCAUGGAUCCAUCUGAACGGGAAGUUGGACGCUGUUACGCCGGCGAUCCGAAAACUGCCAAUUUCUCUCCCAGAGGCAUCGGCUUGAACAAUACAUUGCGCACCUGGCUGUCGAUGUGGUCAUUGCGCGAUUCGCACUGCAGCGGCACCGAACAUCUGAGUCGAAUAUCUCAACCAGCGCUGGUAAUUCAAAGCACAGGAGAUACCGGCGUAUUUCCCAGCGAUGCCAAAUCGAUCUACGACACGCUCGCAAGUACGGACAAACAUCUUGAGAUGAUCCCUGGCGACCACUAUCUGGAAAACCCGGGUGAUGCACGCGACAAAGUCGCGGACAUGAUUGUCGAUUGGUCGACAUUGCCAGAAAGGUGCUGGCGCAGACUUACGCAAACCUUAGCGAUCAUCUUGGAGAAACCCAUGAUUGAGUAUCCGAUCCUACCCACCUCGCUGGUGGGCAGCUACGCCCAACCGGACUGGCUGAUUGAUAAAUCACGUCUGGGUGCGCGCCUGCCGCCCAGAGUUAUUCUGCAUGAAUUGUGGAAACCCGCACCGGAUGAUUUAGAAGAAGCGCAGAACGACGCAACGCUGAUUGCCCUGGAUGAUCAGCGACGCGCCGGUGUGGACAUUGUCACCGACGGCGAAAUGCGGCGCGAAAGCUAUUCCAACAGAUUUGCAAACGCGUUGGAGGGUGUAAACAUAGACAACCCCGGGGAAGCCAUCGACCGAACUGGUAAAAAAGUGCCUGUGCCUCGUGUCACCAGCGCGAUCAGACGCCGGGCAGCAGUAGAAGCGCCGUAUAUCGCUUUCCUCAAAGCACAUACCGACAAACCCAUAAAAAUUACCCUGCCGGGGCCUUUCACGCUGGCACAACAAGCCGAUAAUCAGUUUUAUGAAAACGACGGCGAUCUGGCAAUGGCCUACGCCGAGGCUGUUAACGAAGAACUCAGAGAUCUUUUUGCAGCGGGCGUGGAUAUCGUACAACUGGACGAGCCUUAUGUGCAGGCGCGUCCCGAGGCUGCUCGAGAGUACGCGGUGGCCGCCAUUGACCGCGCUUUGCAGGGCGCGGCAGGCCCUACCGUCCUGCAUGUCUGUUUCGGCUAUGGCAAGCACGUUGAUAACAAACCUGAGGGAUAUGCAUUCCUCGGAGAGCUGGAUGCCUGCCGCGCAGACGAGGUGUCAAUUGAAUGCGCGCAACCCAAACUGAAAAUGGAUUUACUCGCUUGCCUGCCUAACAAAAAAGUACACGUUGGUGUUUUAGACCUGCGUGAUACAACACCUGAAACGCCAGAGAUGGUUGCCGAUCGCAUCCGCGCCGCGCUUAAGGUCAUACCUGCGGAGCAGAUUGUCGUCGCACCAGACUGCGGCAUGAAAUACCUGUCACGUGAGGUUGCCUUUGAAAAGCUCCGCAAUAUGGCAGUGGAUGACAUUGCCAGCUAUGUCGACAGCUUCCUCAGCCGCCAGCCGGGCUUCAUCCAAAGCCAGCUGCUGGCGAGCAACGAUGGGCAGACCCUUGUCCACCAGGGCAACAUCGCCAAUGCGGUGGUCGACUUUUCGAAACAUACGGUUUCGCUGGUUGCCAUUGUCAGCGAUCAGAUCAGAGAGGGUAAAGCAGUCACCGGUCUGGCCUUCAAUUCCAUAGGUCGUUUUGGCCAGGGCGGCAUUCUGCGCGAGCGCAUGAUGCCCCGCCUGCUGGAGGCAGAUCCAGCAUCACUAUUGAGCGCGGACGGCAAUCGCUUUGAUCUGACAAAAGUGUCCGCCGCCAUCAUGCGCGACGAGAAACCUGGUGGGCACGGCGAUCGUGCCGGUGCAGCGGCAGCCCUGGAGCUGGCGUUCUGGGAUCUCAACGCAAAACUCGCCGAUCAGCCUGCGUAUCAAUAUAUCGCGCAGACCCUAGAGCAGAUGCCGCCCGUACCGGGUGCAGAAGUCUACGCCGCAGGCGGCUACUACUACCCGGGCGGAUCGAGCGGCCGUUUAGCGGACGAGCUGAAGUCCUAUCAGGACCAGGGGUAUCAGUCCUUCAAAAUCAAAAUUGGCGGCGCCUCGCUAACAGAAGACAUGCAACGUAUUGAGGCCGCUAUCAACAUUGCGGGCAGCCCAGGAGCUAUAGCAGUGGAUGCUAACGGGCGGUUCGAUCUGCCCACCGCGCGGAUCUAUGCAGAACAACUGGCUACCUAUAACCUGCGCUGGUAUGAAGAACCAGGAGAUCCGUUAGACUACGCCCUGCUGGCAGAACUCGGCGAGCACUACCACGGCUCAAUUGCCACCGGUGAAAACCUUUUCAGCGCGGCUGAUACCCACAAUCUGAUGCGCUAUGCCGGCCUGCGUCCUGACAAAGACAUUCUGCAGAUGGACCCGGGUUUAUCUUACGGCCUGACCGAGUAUCAGAAAAUACUGCAGGUCACCAGCGACGCUGGGUUCCCCAGGACACAGUGCAUUCCUCACGGUGGUCACCUGAUCAAUCUGCACAUUGUCACCGCGCUGGGGCUGGGGGGUUGUGAAGCUUAUCCCGGUGUAUUCAACCCGUUUGGCGGCUAUUCCGCACAAAGUCGAAUUUUCGACGGACGGGUGUUUCCCAGCGAUGCACCUGGCUUCGGUUGCGGAGCUAUGGGAUCGAUCUAUGCAGCCCUGCUUGCAUCUGCAGGCCAUGACGUCUCUGUCGUCGACCCCAAUGAAGAUCACAUCAACACAAUCAACACGCACGGACUGCGCGUCAGUGGCGCAAGUGGCGAUCGCACCGUGCAGCUGCAGGGCUAUACCACUCCCCCCGAGAUGCCAACAGACCUGAUCAUCUGCGCGGUGAAAGCGCGUUUUAUCGAAUCUGCAGCCGCCUCUCUGCAACCCCUUAUCGCCCCACACACGCGCGUGCUGACCAUCCAGAACGGACUCGGCAGUGCGGAAACAGUUGCCAACCACGUGGGUGAGGAACGCCUGCUGGUCGGCGUUGCCCAGGGGUUUGGCGCUUCACUGCCGGAGCCCGGUUUUGCACACCAUAACGACAUGAAAGCCAUCCGCAUGGGGGCUUACGACAGCCUUGCUUAUGCUGAAGUCAGCAGCAUUGCUCAAGUGUGGGCAGACGCCGGAUUUGAUGCCGCGCCGGUUAUCGACAUCGCAGCUAUGCAAUGGGAGAAACUCAUCUGCAACGUCGCCUAUAGCGCACCUUGCGCCAUUUCAGGCUUGACCGUAGGUGACGUCCUCGAUCACCCGCACAUGAGUAUUGUCAGCAGAGCUGCUGCACGGGAAGCUUUUGACGUGGCCAUAGCGUCAGGCGUGACACUGCGGUUUACCGACCCGGAUAGAGAGAUUAGAGACUUUGCAGAACGCAUGCCCAAUGCCAAACCCUCGGUGUUGCUGGAUCUGGAAGCAGGUCGCAUCAGCGAAGUAGACGUGAUCAAUGGCGCAAUACCACGACAGGGUGCAAAAGUGGGCCUCAACGCACCUGUUAACGCAACCUUAACUGAACUGGUUCAGACACUGGAAUCAAAAGGCCAUUCUUGA
Molecule: messenger RNA, 4242 nt
Organism: Symbiodinium pilosum
Lineage: Eukaryota; Dinophyceae; Suessiales; Symbiodiniaceae
Source: the annotation of a GenBank genome assembly